GAGGGGUCUGCAGGGGCGUCGAGUCCAGGUCGGAUUUCCUCCGAGGCCGGCGAGCCACUCGCUUCCCACCUUCCCUCCUUCCCAGCUCGCUGCGUUGCGUGCGCCCUGCCUGCCCCGCGCGCCCUCGGACCCCGGGAAGGGACCAUGAUGUGGACACGUUGGCUCACUCUCGCGCUGGUGGCGGUCGCCUGGGUCCACGCCGAGGAAGAACUAAGAAGCAAAUCCAAGAUCUGUGCCAAUGUAUUUUGUGGAGCUGGCCGGGAGUGUACAGUCACAGAAAAAGGGGAACCGACCUGCCUAUGCAUCGAGCAAUGCAAGCCUCACAAGAGACCUGUAUGUGGCAGCAAUGGCAAGACCUACCUCAACCACUGUGAGCUGCAUCGAGAUGCCUGCCUCACUGGAUCCAAAAUCCAGGUGGACUAUGAUGGACACUGCAAAGAAAAGAAGUCUGUAAGCCCAUCUGCCAGCCCAGUUGUGUGCUAUCAAUCCAACCGUGAUGAGCUCCGCCAUCGCAUCAUUCAGUGGCUAGAAGCAGAGAUCAUUCCAGAUGGCUGGUUCUCUAAAGGCAGCAACUACAGUGAAAUCCUAGACAAAUACUUCAAGAACUUUGAUAAUGGUGACUCUCGCCUGGACUCUGCUGAAUUUCUGAAGUUUGUGGAGCAGAAUGAAACUGCCAUCAACAUCAGCACAUAUGCAGACCAGGAGAACAACAAGCUGCUGAGAGGACUGUGUGUCGAUGCUCUCAUUGAAUUUUCUGAUGAAAAUGCUGACUGGAAACUCAGCUUCCAAGAGUUCCUCAAGUGUCUCAACCCAGCCUACAACCCUCCAGAGAAGAAAUGUGCCCUGGAGGAUGAAACAUAUGCAGAUGGUGCCGAGACUGAAGUAGACUGUAACCGCUGCGUCUGUGCCUGUGGAAAUUGGGUCUGCACAGCCAUGACCUGUGAUGGAAAGAAUCAGAAGGGGGGGCAGAUGCUGACAGAGGAGGAGAAGACCAGGUACAUCAAGGAAUCCCAAAAGCACCAGGAAACAGCUGAAAAAGCCAAAAGGGUGAACACCAAAGAGAUCUAAUGAAGAGGCAUCUGGGAACUGUCUGAUCCUGGUACUUCCUCUUCCCUGCGCUGAGUCCAGUAUCUGCAAAUGUCUGCUACAAUCGCCAAAUCACCAGUAUUUGCUUAUAUAGCAACAAGUUUUAUUUUGUCUGUUUGUUUUGCAAUAAAGGAAAUGGGGUGACAGGUUAGGAGGGAGGAAGAAUCAUAGCCUUCAUUUCUAGGACUGCUUUCAUAGAGACAGUGAGAAUGGUGCUGGAGGCUUUGGAAAGUAAGAAAACUGCAUCAGAGUUGGGCAAGAAACAAACAGAUCAAGACCUGAAUCACUCUGUAGUCUGCCAUGGCAAUAAAAAUGCUGUAGGAGUACAGGUAAUGCCAGAGAGAUUUUUACCAAGCUAUUAUUAGAGGAGGGGUUUGGCAAGGUUGACAAAGAUGCACUCAGAUUCCAGCCCGUUCUGUUGCCCUCAGUAUAACAGCCUCA
Molecule: messenger RNA, 1527 nt
Organism: Suncus etruscus (white-toothed pygmy shrew)
Lineage: Eukaryota; Metazoa; Chordata; Mammalia; Eulipotyphla; Soricidae
Gene: FSTL1
Product: follistatin like 1
Exons: 11
Coding region: 145-1068 (307 amino acids)
Biological process (GO): cell differentiation; multicellular organism development; regulation of BMP signaling pathway
Molecular function (GO): protein binding
Source: RefSeq, a predicted model, not a curated record